AUGGUCAAUCCAGCUAUUUCAAAUCUGGUCAUCAUGUUGGGGCUGACCCAACUUUCCAAGAAAAUACCUUUUGAAGACGAAAAUGUUCUUAAUAUUGCUCGCGGUAUUUAUAUUCUUUCCAACGUUAUCAUAUUUGGACUUUACUUGUACACCAAAUCUAUUAUCAAUAAGAAGAAUGAUUUAACAACUCUUAAGUAUGUCCAGCCAGCUAAUGCGUUUCAACAACAAGAGGAAAAACUUGUUACAACCACUAUCAAAGAAUACGAUCUGCAACAAGUUCAAAGUGCCAUCAGAAGUGUUUUUUCAGGGAUGGCUAUGGUUGCUUUCAUGCAUAUUUAUAUGAAAUACACCAAUCCAUUGGUUAUCCAGGCUAUUCUUCCCCUUAAAAGUGCAUUUGAACAAAACAUUGUUAAGAUUCAUGUUUUUGGAAAGCCUGCAAUUGGUGAUCUGAAGAGACCUUUUAAGACUGCUUCGCUUUUUGGGGCGGCUCAAGGCGAAGCCAAAGUUGAUAAAAAAGCAGUUUCUGCAGCAGAAACCGCUGGUGCCAGUGGUGUUAAGGAGGAUUAA
Molecule: messenger RNA, 567 nt
Organism: Magnusiomyces paraingens
Lineage: Eukaryota; Fungi; Ascomycota; Dipodascomycetes; Dipodascales; Dipodascaceae
Exons: 1
Coding region: 1-567 (188 amino acids)
Biological process (GO): protein targeting to ER
Cellular component (GO): endoplasmic reticulum; mitochondrion
Source: RefSeq, a predicted model, not a curated record